Molecule: messenger RNA, 330 nt
Organism: Parnassius apollo (apollo)
Lineage: Eukaryota; Metazoa; Arthropoda; Insecta; Lepidoptera; Papilionidae
Source: the annotation of a GenBank genome assembly
AUGUCAACCGUAACAUUUAACAUGGCGCACGACGCUGACACGCUGGACGACAAUAAGGCGCACGACGCCGAUACGCUGGACGAUAAUAAGGCGCACGACGCUGACACGCUGGACGAUAAUAAGGCGCACGACGCUGACACGCUGGACGACAAUAAGGCGCACGACGCCGAUACGCUGGACGAUAAUAAGGCGCACGACGCUGACACGCUGGACGAUAAUAAGGCGCACGACGCUGACACGCUGGACGACAAUAAGGCGCACGACGCUGUCACGCUGGACGAUAAUAAGGCGCACGACGCUGUCGCGCUGGACGAUAAUAACGUAUUAUAG